Molecule: messenger RNA, 2828 nt
Organism: Fukomys damarensis (Damara mole-rat)
Lineage: Eukaryota; Metazoa; Chordata; Mammalia; Rodentia; Bathyergidae
Gene: Klhl21
Product: kelch like family member 21
Exons: 4
Molecular function (GO): protein binding
Source: RefSeq, a predicted model, not a curated record
CCGCGCCCCUCCACCGGCCUCGCCGAGAUCCUCGUACUGGUGGGCGGCUGCGACCAGGACUGCGACGAGCUGGUCACCGUCGACUGCUACAAUCCGCAGACGGGUCAGUGGCGCUACCUGGCCGAGUUCCCAGACCACCUGGGCGGGGGAUAUAGCAUCGUGGCGCUGGGCAACGACAUCUAUGUGACAGGUGGCUCCGAUGGCUCCCGGCUCUACGACUGUGUAUGGAGGUACAACUCGAGCGUGAACGAGUGGACAGAGGUGGCACCCAUGUUGAAGGCGCGUGAGUACCACAGCUCUUCGGUGCUGGAUGGGCUGCUGUAUGUGGUGGCCGCGGACAGCACAGAGCGCUACGACCACGCCGCCGACUCCUGGGAAGCGCUGCGGCCCAUGUCCUACCCCAUGGACAACUGCUCCACCACUGCAUGCCGCGGGCACCUCUACGCCAUUGGAUCCCUGCCCGGCAAGGAGACCAUGGUGAUGCAGUGCUACCACCCGGACACAGACCUGUGGUCGCUGGUGGACUGUGGCCAGCUCCCGCCCUGGUCCUUCGCGCCCAAGACAGUGACGCUGAACGGGCUCAUGUACUUCGUCAGGGAUGACUCCGCUGAAGUGGACGUGUACGACCCCACGAAGAACGAGUGGGACAAGAUCCCACCUAUGAACCAGGUGCACGUGGGAGGCAGCCUGGCGGUGCUGGGCGGGAAGCUGUACGUGUCAGGUGGCUACGACAACACAUUUGAGCUCUCAGACGUGGUAGAGGCCUACGACCCCGAGGCCCGGGCCUGGAGUGUGGUGGGGCGGCUUCCGGAGCCCACCUUCUGGCACAGCAGCGUCAGCAUCUUCCGGCAGUUCAUGCCACAGACUCCUCUGGGCGGCCGCGGCUUUGAGCUGGACAGUCGCAGUGGUGAUGAGGACGCGGGCCAGCACCAGCCACCACGGAACCCUGGCGGGCUGCACUAGCCCUGGCCUGGCCCGGACAGGGCCUUGGUGUAGGGGCCCAGUGCCUCGGGGGCGGUGACCCCUCCUUCAGGUACAGGUGGAGCCCAGUGAGCCCAGGUCCUCGUUGCCUGGGGUUUUCUGUGCACUUCAGAGCCUGGGUCUCUGCUGCUGAAGCAGCACUGGCUGUGUGUGCUGCGCUGGCUCCUCUCCCUGGCACCCGGAGGGCCCCAGCUCACCUGCCUGCUGCCACCUCCUACCCUGGGGGCAGAGGGCAGAAGGUCCCCCAGUGGGGUCUGCAUGGCCUCCCUCCUACCUUCUCUGCUGGCCCUGGAGGUCCCACAUCCAAGCAGGGUCUGAGCGUGGUGUGUGAGCUUGAAGGGAGGUUGCAGAGCCCCCAAGUGCCUUAUGGCCAGUGCCAGGUCUCCCCCAACACCAGCCAGUGAAACCUCACUGGGCAAAGAGACUGCUUGGGGCUCUGUCCAGGCCAGGGGAGGAGGGGCAGACACCCACAGCGUGAGGUUACAGCUGCCCUCUGUCCUUGAGGCCAGCAAGGUCCACAGCGCUGCCCAGUGUUGUGAAGAACCCUGCUUGGGGAGGAGGCCUGAGCUGGAGUGGCCUUCCUGGUAGCUCUCAGUUUGCUCUUUACCAGAGGGGGAGUGGAGGGAGCCAGAGCCAAGAUGGCAGCAGGAGUGCCCAGGGAGAUGCAGCUUGGGGACCCCAGGUGAUUUGGCAGGAGCAGGACGUUUCCAUGGGUUAUUUGAUCCUUUCGAGGUUACAGAAGUGGCUUCCAUUUGGAUGUCACCCGCUCCUUCCCAGGGAAGGGCCUCAGGCCUGGUCAGGUGACAGGAAGGCUUCUUCCCAGGGACUGGACUCCUGCGAGUGAGUUCUCACCCGGACGCCAUCACCUAACAAGCUGUGCCCAAGCCCCUCAGCGGGCAGAUCGCAGGAGUUGUUGCCUUAAUUUCUCCCAGGCCACCAGGCAGGCUUUGUCAUGCCUAUCGCCUCCCUUUGGUGCCAGGUGCUGUGUGUGUGUCACUGCAUUUUAAAAAGUGCCCUGUCCAGUCUGCUUGGGGACACUGGCUAUUGCUGUCCUGAGUCAGCCUGGGUCCCUGCUCUUCACUGUGACUGGUGUCUCUCUUGCCCUACUGUCUGGCCACACAGAUGGGGCCUGGGUUUGUGUCCCUCUGUCUUUGCCCCAGAACUGCCUGGGUGCCACCAUCAGGCCAGACUUUGGGUUUGAAAGACUGAGCGGGCACUGGCUGCCCCCACAGCUUCUGUGGCCUGCAGACCCAGCCAGGGGCCUAGGAUCAGGGCUCUCCUCUGCAACCACAGGCUCCAUCUGGGUCCCCACCGUUAUAGAUGGGUUGGAGACAGGUGUUGGGCCACCUAGGAACAUGGCUUUCCUUACAUGACACGUGCACAGGGCUUUGUCCACAAGGCACCAAGUUAUGGGAGUUAAGUGGCAGGUGUGUAAGGCUGACCUGUAGCGUAUUCUAUAUUUAUGACUUCAGAGACUAAUGGACACAGCCGUCGUGUCCCACAUCAUCACACCCUAGAGGGUAGGCACUUGUGUAUUUAUUUUUGUCUCUUCAGUGGGCCUAAGUGUCCAGAAUCUUGUCUCCAGGUUUUAGGGUGCCUUGAAUACUUUUUGAAAUAAAAAUAAUUCCUAUUUUGUGUCUGCCUUUGUCUUCCUGCUGGUGGGUGAGGCAAAGGCUUGGGACUGAGUUCAUCACAGGAGGUGAAGCAGGAGAGAGGAGGGUCCAGAGCACGCUGGGGCCAAGGGGGGUUCACCUCCAAGCUGUUUUAGCACCCCCAGUACAGCACUUACAGGAGUGGGGUUCCUCGCCACAGUGGGAUGACUCUUGGGCCUAGGGUGGUGGAGGGGG